This is a messenger RNA of Pseudopipra pipra, 6342 nucleotides long. Its product is annotated as urotensin-2 receptor-like. The coding region runs from base 2549 to 3637 and encodes 362 amino acids. Gene Ontology annotation, cellular component: plasma membrane. Gene Ontology annotation, biological process: regulation of blood pressure; blood vessel diameter maintenance; neuropeptide signaling pathway. The record is from RefSeq and is a predicted model, not a curated record. The transcript has a single exon. Gene Ontology annotation, molecular function: urotensin II receptor activity. NCBI's taxonomy places the organism in Eukaryota, Metazoa, Chordata, Aves, Passeriformes, Pipridae.
AUUAAGAGAUCAUCUAAAAAUAAUGUGUGAAUAUACAUUUGAGUGUGUGGAUAAUGUAUGUGUGUGUGUGCGCACAUAACAAAAAGUGAUGGGAGGCAGAAUACUGCCCUAGGGAAGAUACUGUGAGGGAUAUUCAUGCCACUGAAGUUCAGCUGUCCAGCUUGAGUCUCUAGUCAAACCAACGGAGAGAAGUUGGGUCCUGCGGAAAGCAACUUACAGCAUUUAUAGAGUUCAGAGUCUGACUCUACUAGAGCCUAGGGGUUGGUGUCUGAAUAUAGUAAUGCAUGGAUUUCUGCUCCCUCGUUCUCUGUAUGUCAAAGGCCUGGCACUUUCAUUAGGACCUACACAUUACAUACAUUUAUCUUGUAUAUCACACAUACAUAUUAUUUUAUGCAGUAGUAUAACAGGGAAAUUGUAUUUUCACAUUCUUCUAGUAACAGCCCAAAACACUACAUCAACCCAUGGGUCUUGUCUUAAAGCUUAUCUCUUAAAGCUUCCCCUAUGAGAGCUGUGUUUCACAUAAUGGAAGGAUCAGCUGAGUUCUGCUGGUGACUGUAGUGUCUGAUGUGUUUAGUUUUUCACAAGCAGUGUGAGGGAAGGUAUCUUGUGUAUUAAGGGGAGCUAACUAGAAUUAAUGAGACUACCAGUAUUUUAAUUAGCUCUUAAAGAAAUAAAUGAAAAAAAUCCCAUUUUAAUUUAGUUUAACUUCCAAAACUAGCUGACCUGCUAACUGCUAAGGUAUGAGGUCAUUUCUUGGAAAAAAAAGCACAGUCAGUCAGAGCAAAGAGCCAUAGCUAUUCAUUGUAUUUCCUGGGGCAUGCGGACUGUGAUUAUUCCCAUCAGAGCCAAAUGGGCAAAGUCAUGGUCCCCUGCUGAUUCUCUGGGGACCCCUCUCUGUGCUGAGACUACCACAAUCUGCUGGGAGUAUCAACUUCCUGGAUGAGGAGCAGCAUCACUCAUGCUGCUGCCACGGCGCAAUGGAAAUAUCCACCUAACAGUGUAUGUUCACUGCAGUUUGCUGAUCUCUCCCAGUUUGGAACAUGACUUUCCUAAAAAACAAAGGCCAUUGCACAGUGAGGGGAGUACCGAUGGGAUGCUUCCUUCUCCUGUUUGCUGCUGAGUUAUUGCUGAUGGAGAUGAGCAGAGUCAUUUGACUCAGCCACAACAAAGCUAAUACACUAAUGAUGCGAAAGAGUGUGGCUAGAGUGGCCUGAAAACCCCUGUGAACUAACAGCAGAACAUAUUUAGUAUGCUCUCUGCUUUACAAAUUCUGUCCCACCGUGUCUUCCUUGAGAUGAGUAGGCUCAGAUGUGGGCAAGGAAAGAGCAGGGUAACAUUGGCAUCAGUGUCACAGGAUGAUGUCCUGCUAGAAGGUGAUUGUGCCUACCUAAUGGGCUUCUGCCCCCUGCUGUGAGGGGAUUGGAGGGAAGGAGAGGAAAGCUUAGAGGAGGAGGAAGUCUUUGUGGAGAGGGAGGAAAGACUAGGUUUAAAAUAUCAAGCCCUUUGAGUCUUUAGGAGCUUCCUGCUGGAUGGAGAGCAAGGGUGGAACAGGGCCCAGGACAGAAAAUGUGAGAUGUCCUACCAUCUGAUGGGCCUGCUUGCAAACUGGGGACUACAUCGAUUGUCUACAGCUCAAAGGGCCCUGAUGUCCCUGAGAGGGAAUGGGGGACAGACUCUCUCUGCCUGGUUUGGCUAAGGGCCAAGGAGAGCAGUGUGGCUGCUCCCUGCCUAUUGCACUUCCAGGGCUGGCCCUUGUUUCCCUUCUAAAGCUACAACAUCAUGUGCUUUCUCCCUUUCCUUACCGUAUUAGAGAGUCUUGUCUUUCAGUUGUCUCCUCUCUCAAAUGAGGACAAGUAUGCAAGGGGAAAUGGGACAAAGAAAGGGAAAUAAUAACGAGGAGGAAGAGGGAGCAGGAGAAAAGUGCAGGAAGAUAUAGGGGAAGAAAUCAUGUCUGUCAGAAAGAGGAGGGAGCCAGCAGGGCUCCUCAGCUAGUGGCUAAAAGCACAGUAUAAACUGGGACUGCAUUCGCACUGGUGUGUGAAGCUGUGAGUCAGACACAUUCCUGCAUGCAGUGGUCAAGGCAGCUCUCAGGGGUUGGUUCAGGGGGCAGAGCUCACCUCUCCAGAGUCUGUCGAAGCUGAGAGGACACAGACUUGGGAGCAGAAAUCCGCUUAUUCACCAAGUCUGCUGGUUUCCCCGGGCCCAGCAACAAAUGAGGAGCUGGUAAAGAGAAGAGACAUUUCCUUCUGGCUGGCAGAAGUUAUCUUGUACCUAUUGGUCUUGAAGGGGAGGGCAGUGUCCCCUUCUUGGCCCUUUGAUGGUUAAGGGAAACAACCGGACACAGCUUGUGAUGGACAAGAUCAGCAAAAUGGACUGGGCAGCUGGAGGUGAGGAAUAGACUUCUCUGGAUAACCUGUCUAUGUCUGAUGAACUCUCGCCAUUCUUCCCUUGACUGCUUUGCUGUUAAGGCUAGACGUGUCCCAUACAGUGAGUGGAGAAGGAACAGGUCUCUGAGAGUUUGAUUUGUUCUUGCUCACCCUACUCAAAGAUGUCUUACAACCCUUCCUUCAUCAGCGCAAGGCCUGGAGAGGAUCCUAGUAGUUUCUUGGAGGAAAGCAGCGGUGGGGGUGAUGACAGUAGUGUCCUGGGAGGGGACAGCCUGGUCACGGGGCCACUGGGUGCAGUGCUGCUGGUCAUGUGCCUCACUGGGAUGGUGGGGAACAUCUACACAGUGGCAGUGGCCUCUGGCAGGGUGGUGGGCUACUCAGCAGGCUCCCUGGGGGUCUAUGUGAUCAACCUUGCCCUGGCUGACCUCCUGUACCUGUCCACCAUCCCCUUCGUGGUUUGCACCUAUUUUGCCCAUGACUGGUUCUUUGGGGAUGUGGGCUGCAGGCUUUUGCUCAGCCUGGACCUCCUCACCAUGCAUGCCAGCAUCUUCCUUCUGACCGCUAUGAGCCUGGAGAGGUACUGGGCGGUGGUGAGGCCGCUGCAGGCCAGGCGGGUCAGCAAUGCUUACCGCAAACUGGCCAGUGCCAUCCUCUGGCUCCUCUCACUCCUGCUUACAGCCCCCAUGAUGGUAAUGACCCAGCUGCGGGAGGGGGACAGGCCCCACAAGCGCAUCUGCAUCCCCACCUGGACACCAGCAGCUUUCCGGCUCUACCUGACAGUGCUGUUUACCACCAGCAUCCUGGCACCCGGUGUGGUGCUGGGCAUCGUCUACACCCGCCUGGGCUGGGCAUACCGGGCCUCAGCCUGGGGUCUGGGGCUGCCAAUGGCCAGCCGGGCCCCCUCCCGGCGGCUCUUCUCCAGGAUCUCUGCCAUCGUGGUGGCCUACUGGGCCUGCUUCCUCCCCUUCUGGGCCUGGCAGCUGGCUGGGCUGUACCAGAAGGAUGGGCUGGGCAUCGGCCCCACUGCCCAGGCCUACCUCAACUUCGGUGUCACCUGCCUGGCAUAUGGCAACAGCUGUGUCAACCCCUUCCUCUACACCCUGCUUGCCAGCAGCUACCACCGGCGCCCCGGCCACAGUGGGAUGGGCAUGGCACAGCCUGCAGCACCCUCCCGGCAGGCUGCAGGAAGCCACAGCCUCCCCCUGACUUUCAAGGAGUUGUCAGGGUCUCUGAGGGAAAGCGAGGGGUGAGCAGUGACCCAGGUUGGGCACAUCUCCUGGCCUUUGUCUGGGGUCAGGUCAAGAAAUAAAAGUGCAUCACCUUCCAUGGUAGGAUGCAGUGUCUUCUAUCGUUGUUGCAGUGCCUUCCUCUUUACAUGGAUGCUUAUCCUGCUCAUCUGUGGGGAGGGGGAGAAUGCUUGUCUUGGGGUUCCUGACUCCAUCCUCAAGUCCGUCAUGCGAGCCUCCACCUUGCGCAAGGCUGGGGAGUGGGUGGAAGGGAGCAGUCAGCUUUGAUACAUCUAAAUUAUACAGCUGGGGAACCCUCGCCACCCCUCACCUCCUCGCUAGCAACGGGCCAAGCCAUAACAAAGUCAGGACAACAGUGAGUCAUAGAUUUCACAGGAGCAGUGAGUCACUUCAAGAAGCAGCCACGCUGGCAGGAGACCUGACUAAGGUUCGUACUCCUGUGGUAAAGCUACCACUCAGUUUUCUUCAUCCACCCUUCGUGAAAAAAUCUUUGAAGAGUUUUUCUAAAGAAAGACUGCCAAGUGCAGUUAAGAGGCAUUGUGAGAUCUCCACGAAGUACAGCUCAGGGAGGUCAGCACAUUUGCUUAGCUUUCAAGAUCAGCCCAGCAGAGAAAGCUGCAAGGAGAGAGCUCCACUCUGUAUCCAUUGUCACAGCUCUUGGUGACCUCACCAGCACCAUAGCCCUGCUGUGGUCUACUAAAUGUACCCCAGUCUGCCAGACUGCAUCAAGACCACUGUGUAAACUCGGCCAGGUCUCUUGCCUUGAGGUCAUCUAGCCUAGCAUGGCUCAAUUCCAUACAACUAAACUCUUCUCUUCUCCACAAAGGAUGGCCUCAUCCCUAUCACCCCAUGGGAAGAGUCCCCAAGCUAUACUGUCCCCCAGCUAUGCCUAUGCACAGGGUGACAAAUGUCAAAUGUCACAUGUACUGUUAUAGAUGAAGCCCUAAAGAGUGUGAUGUGAUCAUCCAGAGUAGACUGGCUUUGGGCAACACAGGGCUUCAGUGAGAUCCAGCUGCAGAGCCUCAAGUUGCUUGUACACCCCAAGUGUUCCUGCCUCUCAGCUCAGCUCUCAUCUUCAGCUCUCAUCUCUCUUCCUCCUCAGCCCCACAAUUCCUAGCAACUUAGCCUCCCUCUGCUUGAGUACCUAGGACACAGCACCUGGCAGAGCCUCAUAAAUUAUGAAGAACAGGAGGUGCUGCUGCUGCUGUUCUCCAGCUGCUCUGCAACUCUUUAAUGGGAUUUGUAGAGCCAGGCCUGCAGGGAAUCCUGUAGGACAUCAAAUUGUUAGUGCUUUGUGUUGCUCAUGGCCAAGCCUGAAUGUGAGGACACAAAAAUUGGGCCUUUUUAUCCCAGACUUACCUGGUAGCAGGUAACACCUGGUAACAGCUGUGCACUGUGGAAACAGCAGAUCCCACCUUUCCUAUGCCCAGCAGGCACAGCAUGCCCAACAGCAGUAAUCAUUGCUGCCAAGGUAGCAUCAGACUGGGAGAGCCCCCAAGGCAGCUAUGCAGUAACAUCAAACAUGCCUCAUCAUCUCAGACUCCUCAGAGUCUAGCCUCCGUUUAGACUGAGAAGUGCUCAGGCUCAUUUGGGCUAAUGUGAGGGAAGGGGUAACAAAAGCAUAGGGCACACAUCCUUAGCAUCCCACGCCCCAGCUGGGCAUUGCUACCUCUCCCAGCUCUGGAUGGACCAGGCAAAGCACUCAGGGCAGAAUAAAACCAGACUCCUCCAGGGUACUGCCCUCAAGUGCCACAACACAACACUAUUUGUGCUUCUGCAGCUAUUGGAAGAAAGGAUUUGGAUGAGAAGCCCUCUACAUACCCUGCCACACUCAGCAAGGCAGCCUUUUCUACUGCUGUCUCCACGCAGUAGCAAGAGGUCCCAAGAUGACAUAGGAGAGCUCUGUCAUGAGUAGGACCAGCCUCUUCAGAGGGGUACAGCCAAAGCUAGUGCAACUGAAGACUUUCCUCUCACUCCAUGCCUGGCCAGGUUUACCUAGCACAGCAACUGAAUGCUGUCUGAAGCCAGCCAGGGAUGCUUAAUUUAGGGAGAGAUAGAUUUAAUCAACCAGUUUUACUCGGGCAGGGUAAGGUGUCAGUCCAGACCUCAAGAGUGGGUGACUUUGUUUAAAAGACCCUUUCACUCUCCCUCCCAGUCACAACUAGCCCCAGCGUUUCAUCCUGAGGAUCUCCUUGGACUUUUUAACUUCCAUCUUCCAUCUUUAAUCCUCACCCUCUUCUCCAUCCAUGGCCAAGGAUGACACAAUUGUACAUGGAUGACACCACUUAUAGUACCUAAAGUUGGCUACCUUCAUCCACCCACUCCUCCAGCAAGGUGCCCAACCCAUGAUGACUUGCAGGAACAAAUUAGAUUUUGAGACUGGCUAGACCAAAACUCCUGUUUAUUAAUCGUUUUUUCUGCAUCUUUGACAUGGAGGCAUCAGAGGAAGUUAUUCCCAGCUGAGGGAUUGGAGCGUGAAGUCCCCUUGUGUAUCAAAGUAGUCAAAGACAGCGAGACCAAGCCGGUUAGGGAAUGUGAACUGGUGGCCUGGCAGGUGGACUGUCACAUCGUUUUGGUUGACACCAAAAGUGAUCUACAAGACAAACAGAAAAGUCAAAAGUUUCUGCCAAGACACCCUCAAGCCUUUUCCCUGUACCACCCUCCACUCUGCAGGGUGAACAUGCUCAGCAGCAUAACCUGUUCUUCAA